CAGGGCGGGAUGAGGUGAGGUGUAAGGGAGCAUCGGCGUCAUCGUUGAAGAAUGGCCUCCUGGUAUAGUGUUGGCUGUAUGCCGGCAUCGAUGCUCUCGCAACUUCUCCUGUAUUUGUCCUGUUCAACCACAGCUUCAACCAUAGCAUAAUGUCCGAUUAUGCGAACGACGACUACAGUAUCUGAUCUGAUCUAACCUACAUAUCGCAAGCUUAGCAUAUUUCCUUCGACGUGGUCGUUCACUCUUAUGCGAGCAGCUUCGGCAGCUGUUAGAUAUCACAAUGGUGGCGAAGUGCAAAGAGGUUUUCGCGUUCGGCGCAGCAGCGGCGGCGACACUAGCUGGUGCCGCCCCUGUCGACUACUUCCCAAUCAACUCACAACUACCACCCGUAGCUCGCGUCUCAGAAGCUUUCGAUUUCACCUUCUCUCCCCUAACUUUCUUCUCUAAAUCCGAUAUCACGUACCGGCUCGGUAACGCGCCGAAAUGGCUCUCAAUCGAUAGCUCCUCGCGGCGGCUUUUCGGCACACCGAGCGAUGAUGAUGUUCCGCCGGGAGAGGUUGUUGGGAUCCCGAUCGAGUUGAUUGCUGAGGAUGAGACGGGAUCUACGACGACAAAGCCGACUUUGGUGGUCUCUAGGAACCGACCGCCUGUUAUCGACGUGCCCAUCUCGAAACAACUUUCCAAAUUUGGGACAUAUAUAGCUCCCUCUACACUACACCUUCAACCCUCAACGCCUUUCUCCUUUAGCUUCGACGAGCAUACAUUCCACACCGAUAACGGAGACGAUGGGCUCAACUAUUAUGCGGUAUCUGAUGACAAUGCGCCCUUGCCUUCAUGGAUUACCUUCGAUGCCGGAAAACUCUCCUUCUCCGGCAAGACGCCCCCGUUUGAAUCUCUUGUCCAACCUCCGCAGACAUUUACCUUCCAACUAGUUGCUUCCGAUGUCGUGGGGUUCGCGUCAGUCUCGGCGUCCUUCUCGAUGGCGGUGGGGAGCCACGAGCUAACAGCCGAACCACCGGUAGUUAAGCUCAAUGCGACGCAUAAGAAGCACUUCGAAUACAAAGACCUACCAAAUGUGCUGAAGCUCGAUAAGAAACCCUUAGAAGAGGAUAAUACAGUAACGGUCACUGCGCUCGACCUACCCCCUUGGUUGUCUUUUGACAACAAAACCUGGGAGUUGGAUGGCACUCCUGAGUUAACUGCCGAGUCGUCUAAUAUAACUAUAGCUGUCACUGACAAAUACUCCGACACUUUGAAUCUAAUUAUCUCGAUCCAUUUUGGUUUAUUCAUCUCGGACCUCCCUGAUCUUAAUGUCAAGGCAGGCGGUGAUUUUUCGUUCGACUUGAAGAAGUACUUAUCGAACCCGGAAGAUAUCCAAGUCACAGUAGAGGAUGAUUCAGGAGCGUCAUGGGCCGAGUUCAACUCUUCCUCGAUGCUCCUAUCGGGGUCUGUCCCCAAGCACAUGCCAGUAAAAUCUCGGACAACGCCACACGUUGCCUUCAGCGCAACUUCGAAAUACACGAACGAGACAGAGACCAAGACUAUGAAUAUACACCUCGCCUCUUUAUCUCCUACCGCUUCACCGGAGCCAAGUACCGAGCCGACAGAUUCGGACAAGGAUGACUGGAACAAGAAUUUUCUCUGGUUACUUAUAAUACCCAUAGUCCUCAUAUUUGCCGGCAUCAUACUUCUCCUUUUCUAUAUUCGACGGCGGCGUCAACAGCCAAGGAGAAUAGGGGUCGGGGAGGUGUCAGGACCCAUACCGGGAAGCUUCAUGACCCAUCACCCCGACAGCCGCAAGGUUCCGGUCGUUAGAAUAGUAGAUAUAGCACCGCCACGUAAUUCCGAGAGCACAGCUGCGCAGAGACAUCGCGUGUCCGCUGGUGACUCAAAUCCCGCUGGUGCCUCAAAUCGGCGUUCGCAGACCGCAUCGAGUCCGAGCUUGACUGGAAACAUGAUCCCCCAUGCUAUGAUGGCGAUGUAUUCCAGGGCAAAGUCACCCGAGCACAGCGUUAUUCUGGAAGCGAGUAGUUCCUGGUCUACGGGACGCGAUAACCAACCAUCUCCACAGGGAGGAGGAGGAGGACCGGAUGAAGUUAGCCUGCUUUCGGACACUAGCCUUGGAGAAGCUGAUGCGUAUAUUGCGGAAGCACAGUCGUAUAUUAUUUCAAAGGGACCUCGAGAUGAUGUAUAUCGUAGCCUCUCGGUCCCAACGAAUGCGGCGCCCUUUAGUAUACAGAACACGCCAGAGAUCGCCUACACAGCGGGUGCUAGGCAAAACACCAGUCCAAACGAUGCGGUUCCGCCAUCAGUAGGCUACGCCGUACGGCCAAGGUCAGGACAACAGCAGGAUUCGAGCUUAGAUAUCCGCAGCGUCGGGAAGAGGAUAUCUAAUUUGUGGAAGAGAGAAAGUGGAGGUCAACCUACUAAUAAUCAGAAACGGAAUAGUAUCCUGAGUGAAUCUACAGGCCAAACUACUGGCACGAGUAUUUUGGCAUCCGGGAUCUCCGGCGUAGGGGAGGAAGAAGCCACGACGAGUAAGAAUGUGGUCGCAAGACCAACUAUAAUACAUAUACCUAGUAGACCGGGCGAGGUACGGCGAAUGAGUAGGAGAGUAGAGGCACCAUCGCCGUUAUUCAGCGGCCGGUCGACCACAAAAUCGAUAGGAAAUUUGGGGUUAGGAAGCCAAUCACUGGCGACAGUUAUACAUCCAAGUCCGGAACUGCCACCACAUAUAGAAGACGAUACAAAUCCUCGCGAUAGCGAUAGUUCGUGGGACCGGCUCGCAAGAAAUUCCUUGGGUAUCGCAUACAAGGACCUCAUCACCGAGCCAGAAAGGGCUGCCUCACGCCAGGAAUCGCCGGCCGAUAUAGGUCAAGAAGGCAAUUGGAUGACCUAUGAUAUAAAUCGGGAUCUCUUGUCCCCUGGACAAUGGCCACGGCCAAACAUAUCCAUCAAUACGGUUGGCAUAGCAAGAACCUCACCCGUUAAUAUUCCGAGCGAAUUACCUCGACUACCGCCCACGAUGGCAUUGGGAAAAUCUAGGGGAGAAGAAAAACGCAAAGUCUCGAUAUGGCGGCGGCCAUCACAAGCGUCUGAGACGACUGUUCGUAAUACGCCAUCUGCGAGUGCGAGAACCGACGUAACCUACUCAUCCCGAGACGAGUAUUCACACUUUAGCCAUACCCGCAGACGAGGAGCACCUAGCGAGAGUAUAGCUUUGACCCCAUCACUAGCAAACGGGUGUGCACCGCCACCGACGCGGCCUUUACCACAGACUCCCAUACAAACCGGCAGAAUGCCACUAGCGGACCGACCUAAUCAAUCGUAUUAUGCAUCAGCGGGGGGAGACGGACUGGGCUCCGAUAUUGAAAAUAUGCUUUCUGAGAACUGGAGGCCGACAAGGAGCAUGAUAAGUGCCAAGAGUCUGCGUAGUGUCUGGGAAGACGAGGAGGAGGAGGAGGAUGACGAUGAUGAUGAUGCUUGGGAGGAUAUACGUCCACCAACGACUAUUGAUGGAUGGGACGAUGACAUUGAUAGUAACGGGAGCUUUGCGGUUUAUAUUUGAUCAAUGUGUGAUAAGAGAGGAGG
Molecule: messenger RNA, 3591 nt
Organism: Daldinia loculata
Lineage: Eukaryota; Fungi; Ascomycota; Sordariomycetes; Xylariales; Hypoxylaceae
Exons: 1
Coding region: 281-3568 (1095 amino acids)
Cellular component (GO): membrane
Molecular function (GO): calcium ion binding
Source: RefSeq, a predicted model, not a curated record